UACAUUUCUUAUCUCCCUACUAGUGAAUACUGCUGGCACUUCCAGUCUAUUUUAACCAAACUGAUACAAAACCCAUAGCCCAAAAUUAUUGGAAUUCAAAGAAUAUGUUGAUCCAUACAACCUUUUCCACGUCUUUGUAUCCCAAGAUUCACAAUACCCAGAAACUAAAAGCAAUAAAAUCAUCUGUUUCUGAAAGCACAACCUUAAAAGAUGUCCCUUUUCAUUCUCAAACUCAAAAUGAAUUGAACCAAUUGAAGAAAAAGGUAAAAGACCCUUUGAGCUGUAGUAACAAAUUUUGCUUUUGCUGCAGUAGAAGAGACUUUAUGGCAGCAGUAGGAACAGCUGCUCUAUUGCCCAUUCAUCCCUCACAUGCUUCUCAUGAUUCAUCACCUACUGAUCCCAUGGCAAUGUUGGAUAGGUUGCAUCCUCCUAGGCCAGAUUGGUACGAGGAGUUAUAUGCAACAGCCAUGAACACAAGUAUGAAAUCUUACGAAGCAGAGAUUGAAGGUUACAAGUCAGAGCUUUUUGCUAAUCUGAGAGGUGAUCAAGCGAAACAAAUCCUCGAAAUUGGCAUUGGGACAGGUCCAAAUUUGAAGUAUUAUGCCAGUAAGGCGGGCACUUCCGUUUAUGGCGUUGAUCCAAACAGGAAGAUGGAGAAAUAUGCACAAGCAGCAGCAGUCGCCGCAGGCCUUCCACCUGCGAAUUUCAAAUUCCUGCAUGCAGUUUCUGAGUCGUUGCCAUUACGUGAUGCUUCAGUUGAUGCUAUCAUUGGCACCCUUGUGUUAUGUUCUGUCGCAGAUGUUAAUCUGACACUGCAAGAGGUCAGAAGGGUGCUCAAGCCUGGUGGCGUUUACCUCUUUGUUGAACAUGUGGCUGCAACAGGUAAAGAUAAUGUUCUCAGAUUUGUUCAGGGACUGCUUGAUCCAUUGCAGCAAACGCUCGCAGAUGGUUGUCAUCUUACCAGGAAAACAGGAAAGAGUAUCACUGAAGCCGGUUUCUCAGAUGUAGAGAGUCAUCAAGUUGUAUUAUCAUCUGCCUCACUGAUAAAUCCUCAUAUCAUUGGCAUGGCUCGCAACUAAACAUAUCCCAGUCACCAAGUGUUACAAUGGUGUCUUUUAAAUCUUUUGCUCAUGAUGUUGAAGCUUCUCCCAGGCAUAUUUCAACCUCAUAAUAUAUUACCCCGGAACAGCAAGGGAGCAACAGCUAUUGUAGAAUUAUGGAUCACCGUUUACAAGCAAACAGAUGAGUUUAAAUAUAGUGACAUGAUCAGUGAAGAUUCAUAUAGCCAACUAGUUAGGGAUUGAGGUGUAGUAGUUAUUGUAUUUUUCCAUCAAAGAGAUCAACCUUGUUCUUGAUAUCGGGUUAUCUGUACUAGUUUGAUAGUGUCUUAAGUGAAAACAUCAACUUUGUAACGCACAGUUGAUUGAGCAACGGAUGUUGUAUCAUAACUA
Molecule: messenger RNA, 1451 nt
Organism: Lycium ferocissimum
Lineage: Eukaryota; Viridiplantae; Streptophyta; Magnoliopsida; Solanales; Solanaceae
Exons: 6
Coding region: 105-1079 (324 amino acids)
Molecular function (GO): S-adenosylmethionine-dependent methyltransferase activity
Source: RefSeq, a predicted model, not a curated record